This is a messenger RNA of Choloepus didactylus (southern two-toed sloth), 2536 nucleotides long. RefSeq names its product double PHD fingers 2 (gene DPF2). The transcript has 12 exons. Gene Ontology annotation, cellular component: nBAF complex. Bases 99 to 1316 code for a protein of 405 amino acids. Gene Ontology annotation, biological process: nervous system development. The record is from RefSeq and is a predicted model, not a curated record. Lineage: Eukaryota; Metazoa; Chordata; Mammalia; Pilosa; Megalonychidae.
CGCAAAAGGACGAGGAACCCCGCUCCUCCCCAGCGGGCCCGGCGCCUGCGCGCUGCGGGUUCCUGGGCCUCCCCGCCUGAAGGAGAGGAGCAGGGAAGAUGGCGGCUGUGGUGGAAAAUGUAGUGAAGCUCCUCGGGGAACAGUACUACAAAGAUGCUAUGGAGCAAUGCCACAACUAUAACGCCCGCCUCUGUGCCGAGCGCAGUGUGCGCCUGCCUUUCUUGGACUCACAGACUGGAGUGGCCCAGAGUAACUGCUACAUCUGGAUGGAAAAGCGGCACCGGGGUCCAGGAUUGGCCUCUGGGCAGCUGUACUCCUACCCUGCCAGGCGCUGGCGGAAAAAGCGGCGAGCCCACCCCCCUGAGGAUCCACGACUUUCCUUUCCAUCGAUUAAACCAGACACAGAGCAGACGCUGAAGAAGGAGGGGCUGGUCUCUCAGGACGGCAGCAGUUUAGAGGCUCUGUUGCGCACCGAUCCUCUGGAGAAACGGGGAGCACCAGAUCCCCGAGUUGAUGAUGACAGCUUGGGCGAGUUUCCUGUGACCAACAGUCGAGCCCGGAAGCGGAUCCUAGAACCGGAUGACUUCCUAGAUGACCUUGAUGACGAGGACUAUGAAGAAGACACCCCCAAGCGUCGGGGCAAGGGGAAAGCCAAGAGUAAAAGUGUGAGCAGUGCCCGUAAGAAGCUGGAUGCUGCCAUCCUGGAGGAUCGAGACAAGCCCUAUGCCUGUGACAAUAGUUUCAAACAAAAGCAUACCUCGAAAGCGCCCCAGAGAGUUUGUGGAAAACGUUACAAGAACCGACCAGGCCUCAGUUACCACUAUGCCCACUCCCACCUGGCUGAGGAGGAGGGUGAGGACAAGGAUGAUUCCCAGCCUCCCACCCCUGUUUCCCAGAGGUCCGAGGAGCAGAAAUCCAAGAAAGGUCCUGACGGAUUGGCCCUGCCCAACAACUACUGCGACUUCUGCCUGGGGGACUCGAAGAUCAACAAGAAGACAGGACAACCCGAGGAGCUGGUGUCCUGUUCUGACUGUGGCCGCUCAGGGCAUCCAUCUUGCCUUCAGUUCACCCCCGUGAUGAUGGCAGCAGUAAAGACCUACCGCUGGCAGUGCAUUGAGUGCAAGUGCUGCAACAUCUGCGGCACCUCCGAGAAUGACGACCAGCUGCUCUUCUGUGAUGACUGUGACCGGGGCUACCACAUGUACUGCCUCACCCCUUCCAUGUCUGAGCCUCCGGAAGGAAGUUGGAGCUGCCACUUGUGUCUGGACCUGUUGAAGGAGAAAGCUUCCAUCUACCAGAACCAGAAUUCCUCUUGAUGUGGCCCCCUCCAGCCCCCUACCCCCAUCCCGUCUGUGGCUGUUUCUCUCCUCCUCUCUUGUUUUCCAUACCCACCCACCCCCCUUCUCUUUUACAAGUCCAGAGAACUUGGGGUGGAUGUGCCAACCUGCCUUUGGCAGCAGCAAGCUGAGGUGGCAGUUCUUGCCUCUGGCCCCAGGCCCUCAGGGAGAAAGGAGCAGCACAUUGCCCCAAGGCACACCUGGGCCUGGCUCUCACUGCUCUCCAUGAAGUGCAUUCACUCUGCUUGCCUUGGGCCCAGGCCCUGGUGGUCACAGGGUUCAAACUGUCCUCCGAGAAAGGGUGGGAGAGCAGCUCACUCCUCUCUCAGCUCUGCCUCCACUCUGGUCUCCAGGGUUUUCCCUCCCCCAGAGGUGAGCCAGGCCGGGGUCUCUGCCAGAAGCGGUUGGGUGUGAGUGACUGAGCAAGUUAAGGUAGGGCUCACAAGGAGCUUUCCAUGCCCUUUGUGCUGCUUGGCCUCACCACCUCCUUCCUCCAAGAGUGACUCUGUGGCCCUCUGUUCCUGCCACGGAAGAUCCUUUGCCCGAGCUUGGACUCUCUUGGUCACCCUCCUGGCUCGACCCCCAGCCCUCCCCACCCCAGGGAGAGUAGUACCUUCACCCUGAUCUUCCCUGGGCUUGCCUGGCUCACUCACAUGCCAUCUCUAGUGACCGAAGCAUUCCCCACCCUUGGAAUUUCCUGACUUCUGCCUCCCCUCCUUGUUCCUUUGGGUUUUGGUGGGGAGAGGGGAAACAUCAGCCGGCCAGGUCAGCAGCUUGGGGGCCACAGGGAGAUGUUGGAUAAUGUGCCUGUUUUUUAACUCAACAUAAAAGCCUACCUCCAAAAUCCCCUUUUUGUUCUUCCUGGACCCGGGCAUUCUGCCUCCUGCCCUUAACUGAACUGGGAGCCUCUGCCUCCUGCCCUGUGUGUCCGGCUGCUGGGUCAAGGAAGCCACAUAGAUGCCCUUUUGUUCCCCUGCACGCUUGCUAGCAGCUGGUAAGGUCUUCAUGCCCUGAUUCCUCAGUUUUCUGCCUGGUGGCACUGACGUUAAGCAGUGCGGGGACAGUUCAUGCCAGGGUACCCUGGAGUGGUUUUCCCCUUGGCUGUGGGCAGGCCCUAAAUCACUUUGGAGUUGGAGUAUCUUUUUUGUUCUUUCCCCCUGUAUUGUAAGCAUUAGGACAAAUAAACAUUUUUACGUGGA